Equus caballus (horse) is the source of this 6042-nucleotide messenger RNA. It is a transcript of the gene MYRF, whose product is annotated as myelin regulatory factor. Lineage: Eukaryota; Metazoa; Chordata; Mammalia; Perissodactyla; Equidae. Gene Ontology annotation, cellular component: nucleus; endoplasmic reticulum membrane. The record is from RefSeq and is a predicted model, not a curated record. Gene Ontology annotation, biological process: protein autoprocessing; central nervous system myelin maintenance; positive regulation of DNA-templated transcription. Gene Ontology annotation, molecular function: DNA-binding transcription factor activity; sequence-specific DNA binding.
AGCGGAGCCGGGACUGUCGCGCGGGCCGCGCCGGCGAUGCCGCGCCCCCGGGCCGGGCUGUAGCGGGGCCGGGGCGGAGCGCGCGCCGGGCGGGCCGGCCAUGGAGGUGGUGGACGAGACCGAGGCGCUGCAGCGCUUCUUCGAAGGCCACGACAUCAACGGCGCCCUGGAGCCCUCCAACAUCGACACCAGCAUCCUGGAGGAGUACAUCAGCAAGGAGGAUGCCUCCGACCUCUGCUUCCCUGACAUCUCUGCUCCAGCCAGUGCCGCCUCCUACCCCCACGGGCAGCCAGCGAUCCCCAGCUCCAGCGGGGUCCACCACCUGAGCCCCCCUGGGGGUGGACCCUCCCCGGGGCGCCAUGGCCCCCUCCCACCCCCAAGCUACAGUGCCCCGCUCAACUGCAACAACAACAACGGCAUGGGCGCCGCUCCCAAGCCCUUCCUGGGGGGCUCCGGGCCCCCCAUCAAGGCAGAGCCCAAGGCUCCCUAUGCCCCAGGCACGCUGCCAGACUCUCCCCCAGACUCGGGCUCCGAGGCCUACUCCCCCCAGCAGGUGAAUGACCCCCAUCUCCUGCGCACUAUAACCCCUGAGACCCUGUGCCACGUGGGAGUGCCCUCCCGCCUGGAGCACCCGCCCCCACCUCCAGCCCACCUGCCAGGCCCCCCACCGCCCCCGCCGCCCCCACCUCACUACCCUAUCCUGCAGCGGGACCUGUACAUGAAGGCCGAGCCCCCGAUGCCCCCCUAUGCCGCCAUGGGGCAGGGACUGGUGCCCACCGACCUCCAUCACACCCAGCAGUCCCAGAUGCUGCACCAGCUGCUGCAGCAACAUGGAGCUGAGCUCCCCACACACCCCUCCAAGAAGAGGAAGCACUCCGAAUCACCCCCCAACACCCUCAACGCCCAGAUGCUGAAUGGAAUGAUCAAACAGGAGCCUGGGACCGUGACAGCCCUGCCCCCGCACCCCACUCGAGCCCCAUCCCCACCUUGGCCUCCCCAGGGCCCGCUCUCCCCCGGCCCCGGCUCCUUGCCCCUCAGCAUCGCCCGGGUCCAGACGCCGCCUUGGCACCCACCAGGUGCACCCUCACCAGGUCUCCUGCAGGACAAUGAUAGUCUCAGUGGCUCCUACCUGGACCCCAACUACCAGUCCAUCAAGUGGCAGCCGCAUCAGCAGAACAAGUGGGCGACACUGUACGACGCGAACUACAAAGAGCUGCCCAUGCUCACCUACCGCGUGGAUGCCGACAAGGGCUUCAACUUUUCGGUGGGCGAUGAUGCCUUCGUGUGCCAGAAGAAGAACCACUUCCAGGUGACGGUGUACAUCGGCAUGCUGGGCGAGCCCAAGUACGUCAAGACGCCCGAAGGCCUCAAGCCCCUUGAUUGCUUCUACCUGAAGUUGCACGGAGUGAAGCUGGAGGCCCUGAACCAGUCCAUCAACAUCGAGCAGUCCCAGUCAGACCGAAGCAAGCGCCCCUUCAACCCCGUCACGGUCAAUCUGCCCCCUGAGCAGGUCACGAAGGUGACCGUGGGGCGGUUGCACUUCAGCGAGACCACCGCCAACAACAUGCGCAAGAAGGGCAAGCCCAACCCUGACCAGAGGUACUUCAUGCUGGUGGUGGCCCUCCAGGCCCACGCACAGAACCAGAACUACACGCUGGCUGCCCAGAUCUCGGAGCGCAUCAUCGUGCGGGCCUCCAAUCCAGGCCAGUUUGAGAGUGACAGCGACGUGCUGUGGCAGCGGGCGCAAGUGCCCGACACCGUCUUCCACCAUGGCCGUGUGGGCAUCAACACGGACCGGCCAGACGAGGCGCUGGUCGUGCACGGCAACGUCAAGGUCAUGGGCUCGCUCAUGCACCCCUCAGACCUGCGGGCGAAGGAGCACGUGCAGGAGGUGGACACCAUGGAGCAGCUGAAGAGGAUCUCGCGCAUGCGCCUGGUGCACUACAGAUACAAGCCGGAGUUUGCCGCCAGCGCUGGCAUCGAGGCGACCGCGGCGCCCGAGACGGGUGUGAUCGCCCAGGAGGUGAAGGAGAUCCUGCCUGAGGCCGUGAAGGACACUGGAGACGUAGUCUUUGCCAAUGGGAAAACUAUAGAGAACUUCCUGGUGGUGAACAAGGAGCGCAUCUUCAUGGAGAACGUGGGUGCUGUGAAGGAGCUGUGCAAGCUGACUGACAACCUGGAGACGCGCAUUGAUGAGCUGGAGCGCUGGAGCCACAAGCUGGCCAAACUGCGGCGACUUGAUAGUCUCAAGUCCACUGGCAGCUCAGGCGCCUUCAGCCAUGCAGGGAGCCAGUUCAGCCGGGCGGGCAGCGUCCCCCACAAGAAGAGGCCCCCCAAGGUGGCCAGCAAGUCAUCGUCUGUGGUCCCAGACCAGGCCUGCAUCAGCCAGCGCUUCCUGCAGGGAACCAUCAUUGCCCUGGUGGUGGUCAUGGCCUUCAGCGUGGUGUCCAUGUCCACACUGUAUGUGCUGAGCCUGCGUACUGAGGAGGACCUGGUAGAAACUGAUGGCUCUUUUGCCGUGUCUACUUCCUGUCUUCUGGCCCUGCUCCGGCCCCAGCACCCUGGGGGGAGCGAGGCCCUGUGCCCAUGCAGGUCCAGCCAGAGCUUUGGGACCACUCAGCUCCGACAGUCCCCUGUGACCACUGGGCUGCCAGGCACACAGCCCUCUUUGCUGCUGGUUACCGCCGGCCUGGUCAGCUCAGCUCCGGGUCCAGCCAUACGCACUGUGGACCUGUGCUUCAGCCGCCCCUGCCCGGUCGUCUGCUGCUCCUCGUCCACCCCCAGCCCUACUCCUGCCCCUAGUCUUGGCCCCAGCUCUAACCCCAGUCACGGUCUCAGCCCCAGUCCCAGCCCCUCCACCAACCGCUCAGGCCCCAGCCAGAUGGCCCUGCUGCCAGUCACCAACAUCAGAGCCAAGUCCUGGGGCCUGUCAGCCAAUGGCAUUGGCCACUUCAAGCAUUCAAAGAGCUUGGAGCCUGUGGCUAGCCCUGCAGUCCCCUUCCCUGGGGGGCAGGGCAAAGCCAAGAACAGCCCCAGCCUCGGUCUCCAUGGCCGGGCCCGCCGAGGAGCCCCCCAGCCUGGCCUGAGCCCUGUUCAGCCCACUCAGGCCCGGGACCAGCCAGACCCAGUGCCCUCCCUGACCUCCAUCCAGGUGCUGGAGAAUUCGAUGCCCAUCACCUCCCUGUACUGCGCCCCAGGGAAUGCCUGCAGGCCUGGCAACUUCACCUACCACAUCCCCAUCAGCAGCAGCACCCCGCUGCACCUCAGCCUGACCCUGCAGAUGAACUCCUCAUCUCCCGUGUCCGUCGUGCUGUGCCGCCUCAUGUCAAAGGAGGAGCCGUGUGAGGAGGGGGGCUUUCUGCAGAGCCUUCACACCCACCAGGACACCCAGGGCACUUCCCACCAGUGGCCAGUAACUAUCCUGUCCUUCCGUGAAUUCACCUACCACUUCCGCGUGGCACUGCUGGGUCAGGCCAACUGCAGCGCGGAGGCUCUGGCCCGGCCAGCCACAGACUACUACUUCCACUUCUACCGCCUGUGUGACUGAGCUGCCUUCCUCAAGGCAGCACCACACCAGGGCCCGGGGGUCCCUGGGCGCCCCUUCCACACUGGAUGCAAUGGUGUUACACUGGAGCCUGCUGCCCGCCAUCUCUCUGCCGUUCACUGGCACUCCCUCAGAGAGACUGAGCCGGGCUUGGCCCUCCCCGAGACUGGUGAAACUGGAAGUCCUCACACUGGAGUUGCUGUUCCUGCUGGUCGCCCCUCACACACCAUGGAGGAAGCCAGAGAGAGACCUGUGGGGCCAGGACAGGACCAAUUCACAUCUGUCCAGAUAUGGUGGGUGGAGGGCUGGCUUCAGGUGCCCUGGAGGCAAGGGGAAGCCUGUGACUGUCCAGAGCCCACCCUCCCUGCCCCUCCUUUGAGACUGGGAGCCACCCGCUUUUGGAGAGGACCUGCCCACUUUUGAGAGCAGCGGGGGGCCUGGAUGAGCCCUAAGAGACUUGGCUGGACCCAUGAGUCGGCAGAGGGCAGACAGCCUUCAUCCUCGAAGCUGCUCCCUGGGGGUGGCUAGGUGGUGGACGUUUGGGGUUUGCCUGUUACGCUGGACUUGGACUUAUAAGCUUUAAGUGUGGCCCAGGAGGUCUCUUCUUUCCGGGUAAACUUGGCUCCUAAGAGCUCCCAGGACAGCUGAAGCCAGCCCUUGGAUGGGCUGGAGACUGACCAUGUGCCUUACGUACACUUAGUGCCUGGCUGAACCAUGGGGGCCAGUGGGCCAGGUAAGCCUUGGACCCUUGAACCUGGAGUAUCUGGGGAGGGAAGGUCCCGGUGAGUCCCCAGAUGGCGUUGUUGCCCCAUGGCCUGGACCCCUGGAGCUUCCAGAGCUCACAGUAGUGUCAGUGACCCAUCACUUCCUCUGAGCAGAGGAGCAGGAAUCCCUACAGGGCAGUAGGCCGGUCUUGGCUGGUGGGUGGACGCAGACAGCUUUGGCUGUUGUUAAUGAAUUACUAAAAUGCACUUAAACCAAGGGCAGGAGUGGAAGGAUGGAGAUGGAAAGCCCAGGGUGGGCCAGAGCCCUGGGGGGCAUGCUUGCAGACAGGGCCCUGGCUCUGAUCCGUCCCACGGAGCCUCAAGACCAUCCCACUCCUGACCACCAUGCCUGGCCUCUCCCUCCACACUUGUUUGCUGGUGGCCUCGUCUCCCCAAAUCAGGGGCUCCCGUGCUGGGCUCGGACAGCGAAGCUGGAGGGACCCGUGCUUGGCAGGAGGCCCCAUCUCUGCCACUCCUCCCAGGAGCGAAGCAGUGGGCCUGGCUUAUGAAGUCUCAUCACAAGUGCCAACGUUAGUGGCACGUAGUGGGUGCCUGGAGCAUUGAGGCCACAUCCAGGCUCACGGAAGGAGGGUGGAAAUCAUUCAGCCAUGUCUGCAGGGUUCAGGAAGGGGGCCGGGACUGACCGUCCUUGCUGUGAUACUCUGCCACUUCGUUGGGAACCAGGCCUUGCCCCUCUCCUACUUCCCAUUCUCCGCUUUGAAUGGGAGGCCUUGUGGUGGGGAAGCUGCAUCUUGAAGCAGCCUGUGAACUGUGGGCCCCCUCUGCCGUAGAUCUCAGAGCACUUCUCAGGAUGGGGAAACACCAGGGGAAUUUAGGGGACAGCAGGAGUACCCUGCCUCCCAGUCCGCUCCCCAACGUGAUCCCACCCCCUCAAGCUGACAUAGGAAUUACAUGGCUCCGCACACCACGCAGGGGUGGAGCCUUACUUAGGACUACUCUGUUCUCCCUCCUCCCCCUGGGGGAACUCUCCCUCUAAUGCCUUAAAACUGCCGAGACCCGCCCCUUGUAAUAGGAUUCUUGGGCUCCCUCAGUCAGGGUGCAAGUUCUUGGACUGCAGCCCCUCAGUCUUUAACUGGAAAGUGACCCUCCACUGCCCCCUGGAGCCCAUGUGGACACAGUAUAGCCCCAAUCUGGUUAGCAGCUGGCUGUUUCCACGCCUGGGGAGGGGGUCCUCAGUGCAAGGAUUGGGGCCAAGCUGGGGCUCCAAGCUGCUCGAGGGGGGUCAACCUUGGACCAAAGUUGCCUUAAGCCCAAUAAGGUUAAAGUGCUUCAGGGAAGGCAAGUCGGCCACCUGCUGGAGGCUGACAGCAGCCUAGGUGGCACUAGUGAGCAGGGGUCUGGGCUCCAUCCCCUCCCAGGGCCCAGCAGCCAUCCCUCCCUCCCCCUCUCCCCUUUGGCAUUUAUUCCCGUAGCCACUGGGCUAAUCUCCCCCAAGCUUCAAGCUGUACAGAGGGCCUCUCCAUGCACAGUCCCCACCCACAUUACCUCCCCUGCAAAAGCCUGCGUGUGCAUAGAGCGCCCCCUCCCUCCCAGUUAACUCCCAGUUCCUGUCCCUGAGCUUUGACUCAUAUUUAUCGCGUACCAACUCUGACUCUGGAGUGGGCAGAGGGAAGCAGCCCCGGGCCUGCUUGCCUCCUGUCCCCUGAACUGUCCUUUUCUUCUGAAGUAAAUAUACGUAUAUAAAUAAAUGUAUAAAUACUGCUUUGUAUCUGA